Molecule: messenger RNA, 360 nt
Organism: Hyaloperonospora brassicae
Lineage: Eukaryota; Oomycota; Peronosporomycetes; Peronosporales; Peronosporaceae
Source: the annotation of a GenBank genome assembly
AUGGGUUUGUCGAUGGUCAAGUCCUCAGAGCCACUGGAACCGUCGAUGCUGAGCGACAUGCUCGUGUCCAUGCUUUUGGAGCUACCGGAGCUACCGGAGGCGGAGACAGAUGAACUCAUGGAGUCAUCUGAAAAGGAUUCACUGGAAGCUGACGUGGAAUCGCUAGCGCUCUGCUCCGAGCCGGUCAAUCCGUCGAAAGAAUCCAGCAACGAGCUCGGCAUUUCAGGAGCAACACCCAUUGAGCCUGAUGCCGACAUAUUCAUUGGGAGCAGAAUGCUUGUCGAGUUUUCGUCUGCAGACGCGGCGACAAACGCGACAGCCAGCACCAAAGGGUUCAGGAAUUUCAUGAGUUGGAUGUAG